UUUUUUCCAAAGCGAGCACAUCCUACAGAAAAAGCGUCCUUUCAUUGCCCAGAGUGCCAUUCCUCCGGUCUCACAACCACGCACCAAACAUGUCGAACGAAGUCGACGAUCUCCUUGAUCACCUCGAGGGCAACCACACUGCCCUUUCGCAAAAGCCGCCAAAACCCGUGGGCAGCAACGGCAUCAGCAGCCCAUCCACGUCGCCCAACAGCUCCAACGUGGCCGUCCCGGACUUGAGUGGUCCCAAAGGCUGGUACCAUGGCAGACUCUCCCGUGGACAAACUGAAAGCUUGCUCCAGGGCAAACCCAACGGCUGCUUCCUCAUUCGUGACAGCACCUCGUCACUGGGCGACUACGUCCUGUCCGUCAGCGAGAGUGGCCGAGCAAGCCAUUACAUUGUUGCCGCUCGAGGCAAUAGCUACAUCAUUGGUGAUCAACAGUUUCGCGACCUGCCGCAUGUCAUUGAGUUUUACAAGAAGCAAGUGCUGGAUACGACCAUUCUUACACAUGCAGUAGACGUGGACAACCCGCACGGCACGUUCGGGGGCACUCCCAGUGGAGUCUUGGCCACCGUUCGUGCUACACACGAUUUCCCUGGCACAGAUCGCGAAGAUUUGCCGUUUGCGCGCGGCGAAAUUCUUCAGGUCUUGCGCAAAAACGACGAAAAUUGGUGGCAUGCGCAGAACGCUCAAGGCCGAACGGGUGCCAUUCCUUGCACUUAUGUGACCGUAAUCCAAUCAUCGACUUCGUUUGCACCGCCAGUACCAGACACACCUCGCCCGGCUUCCAACAGUAUUGGCUCCCGAGGAUCCUCUCGUUUGGAGCGCUCUCAAUCCACCAUCGGUCCCCCGGACGGCUUGACUUUCGGCAGCCGCUUGGUCCGUUCGACCUCGGACGCGCCACCACCAGGAUUUGACGCCAAUAUGAGUCGCACCGCCUCACUGCGCCGUGGCUCGACUGCCACCGACGCAAACUACAUCAAGAAAGUGGUCAAAGUUUACGACGAAAAGGGCCUGUUUAAGGCCAUUACUGUUUCUCCCGCGCUCUAUCUUUGCAAGGAUGUGCGAGAAGCCGCCAUGCAAAAGUUUGUUCUGACAGGCCCCAGGUGGAUCUUGUACGAGCAGCUCAAGGACGGAGAGCGCCUCUUGAAUGACAAUGAUAAUAUUUUGGAACUGGUCCUUGCGUGGGGCAAUCAAGAAUUCCGAUUAAUCAUCCGGCAAGCCAAGGACAAUGUUGCGAGCGGUCUUCGGUCGCCAAAGCUUCCCCAGCAGUCAGAGUUUACUCCAUCAAAACCGCUCGACCCUCGCGUGGUUGCCCAGGCGGUUGCCAUCAUGAACCGAGUCCCCAAUGCUUACGACACGUCGGCGCUCUCGUUCAGCGUUGGCGAUAUUAUUGACGUCAUUGAAAUGAGCGAUACCGGCCUAUGGAAGGGUAUCGCACACGGAAGAACUGGGCAUUUCCCCAUGACGGCUGCAAGCCUGAUUGAAGCUGGGCUCGGUGUGGGGCGGUUGCAAACAUCGUCCUCCACUGGUGACAUGAACGGGGAAUUUGAUUCAAUGCUUGAUCAGUUGAAGACGUUCUGACGCUCGACUCCCAUUUUCCUUAUUAUUGCAAGGGUCGGUCCUCUUGUGCGUCUCGCUGCUGCUUUAUCGUGUUUCAAGAAUGAACAGUUUUGCUGCUGCUUUAUCGUGUAUCAAGAAUGAACAAUGUUGCUGACUUGUGCUUGACUCGCACCCGCCAUUCAGUCGAGACUUUUCGCCAAAAACUCUCCC
Messenger RNA from Capsaspora owczarzaki ATCC 30864, 1772 nucleotides. Its product is annotated as crk-like protein. Gene Ontology annotation, molecular function: protein binding. Gene Ontology annotation, biological process: signal transduction. NCBI's taxonomy places the organism in Eukaryota, Filasterea, Ministeriida, Capsasporidae. The transcript has 10 exons. The coding region runs from base 90 to 1583 and encodes 497 amino acids. The record is from RefSeq and is a predicted model, not a curated record.